UUUGACGUAUAAUGACAGGCGGUGAGUGAAUGAAUAUGAAUGCAUUCAAUUAUAUAGGAGUGCAUUGUACUGAAAAAUAGUGUAUUGCAUUAAAAAUAACAUUACUAACCAUUGCACUUGCCAAAUUAUGUCUAUGAGCGUAACCUUAACAGCACCAAUAGUCUAGAGUGCAUUAGUAUUGAAAAACCUACAUUACCUCUCAAAAUGGAUAUUAUAGAAAGAAUUUAUCGGAACAUUCGAGUACAGCUUUGCAACCUGCCGGCUACAGUGCCUAAAGCUGUGGAUUAUGUUAAUAAGUCAGUGCAAAAAGUGAAAAUACCACCAUUCACAAGGGACAAUGUGUUGUACUACUAUUUACCAAUGCAAGGUCUGGUCAGUUACACAACACUAUCAAUAUCUGUUAUGAAUCCUCAUUUAAUGGUCAGGUUAUUUCCACGACGAGAUGUCACUGACCUCUUGUUCCUAUCGGCUGGAGGUGGAGCAGGUCUAUGGCUCUGGGCCCGUCCCCACAUGGCAGCGGCAGUGCCAGCUAGAAGAUUCUCCUGGGCAUUCCUCGGGGGCUGCCUCUGGCCGCUCGGCUCAAUAUUCUUGUGGGCUAUACUGAGGAGCUCAGUUGGACAGAGGCCGGUAAUUGGCACUUUUCUCGGAGUGACCACAGGAGCAAUGCUAACUAAUAUUGCGCUUGACUACUUCCACUAUGUAGAGCUAAUGUUCUGCGGGGAGGUGCACCUUCCUGAUGAAGUGUACAGCCCUAAUAGUGAUGACGAGAAAUAUGACAUUGAUAUCUAAGAAGUGAAGUCAUCUGUGUCAAUGUAUAAAUGAUGUAAAUAGUGUUAAUGUUAAGGUUGAGCAGUUAAAUCAGAUAUCAAGAUGAUUGAAGCAAUAUAGCUAAAGAAAUGACCCAGAUCAUGAGGAAUUACG
Molecule: messenger RNA, 921 nt
Organism: Cydia amplana
Lineage: Eukaryota; Metazoa; Arthropoda; Insecta; Lepidoptera; Tortricidae
Exons: 2
Coding region: 205-789 (194 amino acids)
Source: RefSeq, a predicted model, not a curated record